Anopheles coustani is the source of this 1537-nucleotide messenger RNA. RefSeq lists its product as uncharacterized. NCBI's taxonomy places the organism in Eukaryota, Metazoa, Arthropoda, Insecta, Diptera, Culicidae. The coding region runs from base 65 to 1537 and encodes 490 amino acids. Gene Ontology annotation, cellular component: nucleosome. The transcript is spliced from 4 exons. Gene Ontology annotation, molecular function: protein heterodimerization activity; structural constituent of chromatin; DNA binding. The record is from RefSeq and is a predicted model, not a curated record.
CCACAAGUGAACAGACCCGUGUCGAACCCGAUCAACGUCAACAGCAUCAACAACAUCAACUACGAUGGCACGUACCAAGCAAACUGCCCGUAAGUCCACCGGAGGAAAGGCGCCGCGCAAGCAGCUGGCCACCAAGGCGGCCCGCAAGAGUGCUCCGGCCACCGGAGGAGUGAAGAAGCCGCAUCGCUACCGACCGGGAACGGUGGCUCUGCGUGAAAUCCGUCGCUACCAGAAGUCGACCGAGCUGCUGAUCCGCAAGUUGCCCUUCCAGCGAUUGGUGCGUGAAAUUGCACAGGAUUUCAAGACGGAUCUGCGUUUCCAGAGCUCGGCCGUGAUGGCGCUGCAGGAAGCGAGUGAAGCGUAUCUGGUCGGUCUGUUCGAGGACACGAAUCUGUGUGCCAUCCACGCGAAGCGCGUCACCAUCAUGCCGAAAGACAUCCAGCUUGCUCGUCGUAUCCGUGGUGAACGUGGUGGUAAAGUGAAGGGAAAGGCAAAGUCCCGCUCGAAUCGUGCCGGUCUGCAGUUCCCGGUCGGCCGUAUUCAUCGUCUGCUGCGCAAGGGUAACUAUGCCGAGCGCGUCGGUGCCGGCGCACCGGUGUAUCUGGCGGCCGUGAUGGAGUAUCUGGCCGCGGAAGUGCUCGAGUUGGCCGGUAACGCCGCCCGUGACAACAAGAAGACGCGCAUCAUCCCGCGCCAUCUGCAGCUGGCCAUCCGCAACGACGAAGAGUUGAACAAGCUGCUUUCCGGUGUGACCAUCGCCCAAGGUGGUGUGCUGCCCAACAUUCAGGCCGUGCUGUUGCCGAAGAAGACGGAAAAGAAGGGUGCGUCCCUGGCGUUUCAGGGCGUACACGACGUCCAUGGCGGUGACGGUCUUGCGCUUGGCGUGCUCGGUGUACGUCACGGCAUCACGGAUCACGUUCUCGAGGAACACUUUCAGCACACCGCGAGUUUCUUCGUAGAUCAGGCCGGAAAUACGCUUCACACCGCCACGGCGAGCCAGACGGCGGAUGGCCGGUUUCGUGAUUCCCUGGAUGUUAUCACGCAGCACUUUGCGAUGACGCUUGGCACCUCCUUUGCCCAGUCCCUUGCCUCCUUUUCCGCGGCCGCAUCAACAACAUCAACUACGAUGGCACGUACCAAGCAAACUGCCCGUAAGUCCACCGGAGGAAAGGCGCCGCGCAAGCAGCUGGCCACCAAGGCGGCCCGCAAGAGUGCUCCGGCUACCGGAGGAGUGAAGAAGCCGCAUCGCUACCGGCCGGGAACGGUGGCUCUGCGUGAAAUCCGUCGCUACCAGAAGUCGACCGAGCUGCUGAUCCGCAAGUUGCCCUUCCAGCGAUUGGUGCGUGAAAUCGCACAGGACUUCAAGACGGAUCUGCGUUUCCAGAGCUCGGCCGUGAUGGCGCUGCAGGAAGCGAGUGAAGCGUAUCUGGUCGGUCUGUUCGAGGACACGAAUCUGUGUGCCAUCCACGCGAAGCGCGUCACUAUCAUGCCGAAAGACAUCCAGCUUGCUCGUCGUAUCCGUGGUGAACGUGCCUAA